GCUAUUUUCAAUAUCAGAGCUUAAAAAUUUAUGCGGAUUAGAAAAAUUUUUGUAAAGUGAUGAAAAGUUUAGUGGACGUAUUUAUUGAAUAUUUAUUUGAUUGUAAAAUAUAUUUGAUCAAAUAUUGUAAAAUUAUUUUUGUCGAAAUUAUUAAAAGCACAAAAAGAGGUUACGCUUCAAAAAUUUAUAUAAAUUCAGUAGUUUUAGAGUUUAAAGUUAUUGAAGACAAUCCGAAUAUAAAUUUUCAAGUCGGUCAGGUAUCCGCAGACGAUAAAGCGCUAGGUUAGAUUUUAGAUUAGGUCAUGCGCCUGGGGUUCGAUAUCCUUGGGGUUCAAAUUUUAUAUUUAAGAAUUUGAACUUAAUGCAAGUUCGUGUCAAUUUUGAUGGUACUUGCUAUACAUCUCAUCUACGUGAAAGCCGAUGGCCACGCCCGAUCCUUUCAACACUUCGAGGGACCAGUUCACGGUGAAGACCACGAAGUCACUUGGGUGGAUAAACACGGACACAAGCAUCAAGACUAUGAGGCCAAUCCGCAUUACGAAUUCGCUUACGGGGUCGAAGACCACCAUACAGGCGACUACCAUGGACAAAAAGAACAUAGAAAUGGAAAACAAGUAACCGGAGAGUACACUCUGAAGGAGCCAAACGGCAACAUUAGAACAGUAAAAUACGUUGCAGACCACGAUGGAUUCCACGCAGAAGUGAUAAACAGUCACGACGAAAAAUAGAAACAAUUAUCUAAAGAUUUGAACAAUAGUAAUUUUCCUUUUGCCAAAGAUUCACUCGAUUUAGAUUCUUCAGAUACCUCUCUCUGUUCAUAUAAAACAGACUUUCAGGGAACUGUAUUUUUAUAAAACUAUUUUUAUAUAACGGGCCAUACAAUAAAUAUUAAUGAAAUAUUUUAUUAAUUUAAUAAAAUGAUAUAGACUUAUCCGAAGCCCGCCUAUUACGUAUUUUAAUUAUAAGAAUUUUUGUAU
Leptopilina heterotoma is the source of this 977-nucleotide messenger RNA. RefSeq names its product cuticle protein 7-like. The record is from RefSeq and is a predicted model, not a curated record. Gene Ontology annotation, cellular component: extracellular matrix. The transcript is spliced from 3 exons. Lineage: Eukaryota; Metazoa; Arthropoda; Insecta; Hymenoptera; Figitidae. The coding region runs from base 384 to 728 and encodes 114 amino acids.